Messenger RNA from Papilio xuthus (Asian swallowtail), 2042 nucleotides. RefSeq names its product angiogenic factor with G patch and FHA domains 1. The transcript has 12 exons. The record is from RefSeq and is a predicted model, not a curated record. Bases 120 to 2021 code for a protein of 633 amino acids. Gene Ontology annotation, molecular function: nucleic acid binding; protein binding. Lineage: Eukaryota; Metazoa; Arthropoda; Insecta; Lepidoptera; Papilionidae.
UUCAUCCUGACACCUUUUAUCGUCUUAAAAAAUAUUGAAGCGAAAUGUUAAUAAUUUAUCAUUUUAACACAAUAGUUUUUAAUUACAAAUUGAAUUAAUAUUAUUAAAAACAAUAAAAAAUGGAUGCCAAAAUACGCGUGAAGAGUAAAAGUUCACUUAAGCUCAGGAAUCUGCGACUAAGCUUAAAAUAUAGGCCCGAUGUUUUACAGCUAAUUUUGAAAAUGCGUCAAUGUUUAAGAAAAAAGAAUUCUAUAAUCACUCAAUUAAAAAAGCAACUAAAGUUAUUGAUGAGUAAUGAAGUAAAAUCAUCUUUUGUACAAACUGAUGAUGCAACUCCUGAGUUUAUUCAAGGGAAGUCAGACCACACCACACUUGAAAUUGACAAUGAUAAAUUACUGUCCGAUGUUAGCACACAGACUAGUAAACUUCAAAUUAGUGAUGAUAAUAAGAAAGUUUUGAAUUCAGAAGAAAACAUUGAAUCAAAGGUGUCUGAAUGGAAGUUACAUGACGAAGAAGCUGAUAAGGGAAAAAGUAUAGCAGAACAAGUAAAAGAAGUUGCACAAUCUGCUUUAAAUGAAAGUGGAAUGGUCUAUGUAGAGGCGGCUGGAAUGUACUAUGAUUACAAGACAGGGUACUAUUACAAUUCCGAGCUUGGCUUGUAUUACCACACAGACACUGGCUGUUACUACUAUUACUCAGAUGAAAAGAAAGAUUUCUUAUUUCAUUCAUACCCUGAUAGAAGUGCUGAAAUUGAAAAUGCUCCCUUAUUUAAGCAUGUAUUAAAGAAAGCUAAAAAGCAUAAAAAGGAAAUGAGAUCAAAUAUUGAUAACCUGACGAAAAAAUUCUCUCAGGACAAAGAAGAUGAUGAAGUCAGUAAGCCGAAAAGAAAGAAGAUUAUGAGAAGAAAGAAGAAGGUGGAUAGUAAUGAUGUUGAGAAAUCUGAAACAAACGAAAACAUAGAGACUGAAAACAUGGGUGACGGUUCCACUGAAGAAUUACAGAAAGAAGUGAUAGAUGAUGAAUUAGAAGAUGGUGAAUGCAGUGAAACGGAUUGCGACGAUCAUAGUGAAGUUGAAGAUGAUGUAGAAUCAAUCAUUAGUAUUUCAACUGCUACUGAUGAUGAUGACUCGAUAGCGAAGCAUCAUCCGCCAUGCAUGCGUUUGAUAGUUCGAGAAACUAAUGUACAGAAACUGAAAAUUGGCAGUCUGUUUGUUAUUACAAAAGAUGGUGGCUCUAUAGGCAGGGAGGGUGAACAACAUGCAAUUGUAAUCAAAGAUAAUAAUGUAUCAAGGAAUCAUUUAGAUAUAAGAUACAAUUUGGAGAGAAAUCUUUAUAUGGCAACGGAUUUGGGAUCCAAAAAUGGAACAAUAUUGAACGGGAAUAGAAUGUCGGAAAGUCAAGAUAUUAGCAUACCAAUGGAGGUACUUCACGGCAGUACAUUGCAAUUGGGAGAUACAAAGUUAUUAUGUCACAUACAUUCCGGGAACGAGACAUGCGGACAUUGUGAACCGGGACUUCUCAUCGAUUCUGAAGACAAAGAUCGCAAAGUUGCUUACACGCGUACCUGCAGCGUACAGAAACAGCAUCAGCUGGAGCUGGCGCGUCUCAAGAACAAGUACGCUAAGCCGCCGCUGGCCAUAGACAACGAGGCGUACAACGACCGUGCGCAGGCGCGGCGUGACACUGUCGGCUCAUCUCACUCCGCUGAGAAGACGCAGACCAGUGAUAUUCAUUCGUACAUACCGUCAGAGAACAAAGGAUUCAAACUGUUGGAGAAGAUGGGCUGGUCUAAGGGUGAAGGUCUCGGGAAGGACAACCAAGGUGACAAGGAGCCCAUACCGCUGUUGAGUAAUGAAAAUAAAGCUGGCCUGGGCGCGAAGAGCGCUGCACUCCCGCAGCCACGUCUUCACCCUCCUGUCUCCAACCUGGGCCCAGCCACGCUGCGCCUGGCCGCGCGCACCAAGAUGCUGCAACCCCCCGCCAAAGCUUUCCAAGAUCCAUUGAAUUUUGAUUCCGAUUAAAACUGUUCAUAUUUCAAUGAA